This is a messenger RNA of Chara braunii, 1159 nucleotides long. Lineage: Eukaryota; Viridiplantae; Streptophyta; Charophyceae; Charales; Characeae. The record is from the annotation of a GenBank genome assembly.
AGAUAGAUGCAGGCCUUUGACUGCACUGCUGUGCAUCGCUACAAGUGUCCGAGUGGGAGGAUGUGCAUGAACGUCACAGCAAAGAGUGGCCUGUCAAUGGCGCGACAAUGUUACUACGUGGAUCCGUACAGUGGUUUCCUGUGCGACGGUACGAAACACUGUACGGACGGAUCAGAUGAGGACGCCCGCUUCUGCGCUUCGUACGACUGCAACAGGGACGUGCCGCACACGCCACUGUAUCCGCCUGCUGGAAGCCGUGGACCGCCGUGCCCAAGACGACGUUGUCCCGGCGGAAAGGGCGGGUGUUUAACCGAGAGUCAGCUGUGCGACGUUGUUGUCAAUUGCGUUGGCUAUGGUGGAAGCGACGAGAGCGACCGUUACUGCAAGAGGCGCGGAUGCUCCCCUUCUAGUUACUACUACUUGUUUCAAUGCUUGAGCGGCAGAUGCAUCAGUCGUCAGCUUGUGUGCGACGGUACGAAGGAUUGUCCCGACGGCGAUGACGAAGGGAAGUUCUGCGAGAACAUGGACUGUCCGUCCGAUCGGGUCAAGUGUGCGGGCGGGGGGAACCGGAUGUGCAUCCUGGGGAGUCAGGUGUGCGACGGAGUGGACGACUGUCCGGCGGGAACGGACGAAAAGCAGCGCGGGUGCGCUUCUUUCAAGCUGUGCGACGGUGUGAAGCAGUGCAGGGACGGGUCGGACGAGGACCCCAGCCUCUGUCGCACAUACAACUGCUCUGACGGGGAGGUCAAAUGCAAGGACGGGGUCACUUGCAUCAGCCAAAGAUCUCUCUGCGAUGGACUGAAGGACUGCCCGGACAAGUCGGAUGAAGAUCCGGCCUUCUGCCGCAAGCAGCACGACUGCUCCUCAGCUGCAGCAGCAGCUAUGGUGCACGUACGCCACUAGCCUGUGCAACGGCCGUGUCGGGGACUGCUAUGGGGACAAAGACGAAAAGCCGGGGACUGCUAUGGGGACAAAGACGAAAAGCCGGAGUUUUGCAGUUCCGAGCAAACACGGAACCAGCUGGCUGCGGUCGGGAGCAUCACUUGCCGAAGCAAUAUUACCCAGUAUAUCUAUGGACGUUAUUGUGACAAGAAGGUGGACUGUGCUGAUGGGAGCGACGAGAGGCAUGGGUUCUGCAGGCGGUACAAAUGCCCCGAAG